ACUUUGUUGUUCGCCGCCAUUAAACUUUAGAGAAGAAGAAGAGCAGCACUCAUCAACACUUCUGUCGGUUUGUUCAGAGUUUGGAUUAAAAUUCUUUAUUUUCUUCUGAUAAAUGUUGAGUUCACCGACUCUGAGUGAAGUUAGAAUCCUGAUAGAAACCGAUAGAAACAGUUGAGUGAACCGAUGAGUUUGACUGAAGUCGUUGUUGUUGAUUAGCAGCUAACUGUAGCUACGUUAGCCGCCUAGCUCCGGGUCUCCCGGUGUCUCCGCCGCUCCUCGCGUCUCUGAGCCGCUUCAGUCCGGUGAGGGGAUGGGACGGGGUGAGGGACCGACGCGGGGGCGGCCCCACAUGGGACCGGGCGGAGACAGACCUCCGUUCGACAUGGGUCCGCCGGGAUGGGGCCCUCCUCUGCCCGGAGGCUGGGGUCCUCCGCCGCCAGACGGAUGGCCUCCGCCGCCCGAUGAAUGGGGGCCUCCGCCCCCGGAUGGAUGGGGUCCUCCGCCGCCUGGAGGAUGGGGACCACUGCCCCCUGAAGACUGGGACCUUAGAGGGCCUCCGCCUCCCGGAUGGGUACCGAGGGGACCGCCGGGCUGGGGGCCUCAUCCCGACGACUGGCUGCCUCCUCCGGAGGACUGGGGGCGGCACCCGGACGACUGGAGACCUCCACACCCCGACGACUGGAGACUUCACCCCGAUGACUGGAGACCUCCCCGCGAAGACUGGAGGAGACUUCCUCCCGAGGAGUGGGGCCCCGACAGGCCCCCCCUCCCGGCUGGGGACACCCGGGCUGGGGUCCCGAAGGUCCCCCUGAGCCAUGGGGACCCGAGCCCGGUCCCCCUGGACCUGUCCCCCCUGUCCCUCCUCCGGGCCUGCCCCCUUCUGUGGGGAUCCCUCCUCCGGACCCGGCGGCCUACGGACCAGGUGGCCGUGCCGCCGAUCCCCCCUUCAAGCUGCGUCCCUCCGUUCGGGUUCCCAGCCUUCCCUCCCCCCGGCUGGACAGAAGAGGCUGUUGCAGAGGAGCCGAUGCCGAACCCCCCGCCGGACCAGCCUGAGUGGAUCAAAGCGCUGAUCUCAGCUCCGGCCACUGACUCGACUCCAGGUGAGACUAAAAAACCCUCGGAGGAGUCCGUCACCAAAACUCCUGCUGCUGAACCUGCCGCCCUGAAACCUGCACCCAAACCCAAACCUGAACCCAACAAGACUGCCAAAGCCCUGGGCCUGCUGGGAAAACGCACAUUUGAUAAGCCUCCUCCAGGCCGAUCCACAGGGAUAAUCUCCUUCAUUGGGCCGACGUUCGGCUACAUCGAGAGAGAAGACCUGGAGAAGUUCACCUUCAGCUUCGACGCCUUCUUUGGAAACCCCAAAGCCAUGACGCCCGGGGUCAGAGUUCACUUCACUGCCUGCAAGGAGAAGCAGAACAGUCUGAUAGCGACAGAUGUGAAAGUGGCUCCAGGGGGGACAGAGAACGUGGACACAGAGAUCUAUGAGGCCGUGGUCAGUCAGCCCAUCAUUGAGCCUCAGCCCGGCGAGCGUCAGUACCCCGGUCAGGUUCACGUGACCAUCGGGCCCCUGAGGACCAACCUGGUGUUUGACAGGAAGGACAGCACGGUGACGCUGCUGAAGAACGACCAGGUGCUCAUCAACCUGCUGACCGACAUCGUCACAGAGAAGAGGAGAGCCACCAACAUCAAACCCAAGAUCCCCUCCACGUUCAGCCACACCAAGGAGACCAGGGAGAAGGGCGUCAUCAUCAGCCUGAAAGACGACGAAGGCGUCAUCAAGUCCGAUGAACACGGCGAACUUUCCUUCGACACCAAAGAGAACUUCAGUGACGUGGAGUUCACCGCUGAGGACGUGAACGAGGAGGUGGAGUUCACUGUCAUCACGUUGAAAACAGGGAAGCGGGCGAUCAGGAUCCGCCGGGUGAAGGAGCCACUGCUCCUCACGCUCUGCACCGCCACCGCCGCCGUCGCCGAGGAGCUCAAGGCCGAAAACGGCGACAGCGACACUGACGCAGACUCCACGCCGCUCAGAGGGAAGGCCAACACCAAGCCGGACCUGGGCCCCACCAUGAAGCUGGACACGGAGCUGUACGAGGGCAUCGUCAGCCAGCCCAUCAUCGAGCCCACGCCCGUCAUGCCGGGUUACCCGGGUCAGAUCCAUGCCAACAUCGGCCCCGUCAGGACCAAUGUGACCUUCGACCACCGGGACUGUGGCGUGACGCUGCUGAAGAACGACCACGUGUUGAUCAACCUGCUGGUCGACAUGGUGACCAGGAAGAGGAGGGCGGCCAACAUCAGACCCAAAAUCCCCUUCACCUUCAGCUACACCAAAGAGAAGAGAGAGCUGGGCAUCAUCACUUACCUGGGCGCUGAAGAAGGCAUCGUCAACUCUGAGGAGCACGGAGAGCUUCCCUUCGACAUCUGUGAGAACUUCAGCGACACCGAGUUCAACCCCAGCGACAUCCACAAGGAGGUGGAGUUCACGACCGCACUGGUGAAAUCAAAGAAGAGAGCGAUCAGGCUGAGGAGGACAAAAAGGGUCGAGGACAAAAUCUUGGAGGAGCAGAAGAAACGGGAGGAGGAGGAGAAGAGGAAGAAACAGGAGGACGAGGAGAGGAGGAAACAGGAGGAGGAGGAGAGGAAGAGGAGAGAGGAUGAGGAGCGAGAGAAGGAGACGGAGAGGAAGAAGAAGGAGGAGGUGGCAGCAGCGCUGGCAGCCGCCAAAGACAAGUGGACGCCGCUCGGCUUCAAAAUGAGAGACCCCGACACGCUGGACGACAUCAGCAAGGAGCGAUUCGAAGGCACCGUCCUCAAAGCCAUCUCCAAAAAUCCACGUAAGGAGGUGAAGAAGGACCUGGAGGAGAAUGAGGAGAAAAACAGAAGAGGAGGAGACUCUCACGGCCAACAGAUGCUCCUUGGACAGGUCAAAAUAAAAGUGGAGAAAAUGGAUGAAGAUGGGAAGGAAGAGGCAAAAGGAAAACCUGACGGAGAGGACAGGAAGACGGAGGUGAAAAAGGAGGAGGAUGAGGAGGAGGUGAAGAAGGUUCAGGCGGCUGGAGGCGGAGUCAAAUCAGAUCCAGAGAUGGGUCGGCUGGUGAUGACCAUCGACGGUCAACAGAAACAGCUUGCCUUUGGCCCCAGAGACCUGCUGACCUCAGCCACCAUGUUGGACGGAGACAAGGUGCGUUUCAACAUCGCCACCCAUCGAGAGACCAAAGAGGAGCGAGCGACCUACGUGGAGAUUCUCCCCGACUCCUUUGAAGAGUCGACUGAACAACGUCGACACGGUAUUGUGAUUGAAUUCUCUGAAGACUCUGGACUCAUCAAAUGCACUCAGAACCCUCAGCUCUACUUCCACAUGUCUGAAGUUAUCGAGAAGAAGAAACUGGAGCUGAACGAGAAGGUUGAGUUCAGCGUCAUCCCACAUGAAACAGCAGAGGGAGGAAAUCAGGCCAUCAGGAUAAAACGUUACACCGAAAGCGUUUUCCUCCCUGCUCGGAAACUUGGUGGUGUUGGGGCAACCAAGGGAAAGAUGACCAUCAAGCUGGCAAAAGCUUCAGGAGACACUGAGAAGGAAAAACCAGAGACAGACAAACUGAAGGCGGUAGUGAAAAAUCUUCGAGCUCAGGAUAGCAAGACAAGUGUCAGCAGACGGGAUUACAGCGCUACUCGACGUAGACAUGGCCGCAGCAGGAGCAGAAGUAGGAGCAGAAGUCAUAGUAGGAGUAGGGCUAGGAGUAGGAGUAAGAGUAGAAGUAGGAGCAGGAGUCCACCCAGAGACCAGUUUGGACGCAUCAUCAAAAGGAGACGCAGCAGCAGCAUCGACCGUGACCGUAAAAGCAGCAGGUACAGGCGAAGCCGAGAGAGGUCACAUAGGCGAUCCAGAAGUCGCAGCAAGAGCCACAGCAGGAGUCGAAGCAAGAGCUCCAGCAGGAGCCGCAGCAGGAGCAGGGAAAGGAGCAAGGACAGAGCCAGAAGGAAGAGGAGCAAAAUCAGCAGAGACCGUGAAGAAAGUCACAAGAGGAGGAGGGACCUGAGCCCUCCUCCCAGACGUGGUGGAGUCAUGGAUGACGAGCUGGCAAGGAAGAAGCGGGAGCUGGAGGAGCUGAACGAGAUGAUUGCCUAUAAAAAGUCACUGGUGGACAUCGACCCCAGAGGACUGGACCCUGGACAGAGGACCUGCAUAGACUAUGACCAUGGCAGGAUCGCUAUGCCACUCACAGAGUAUAAACCUGUUCGGUCCAUCCUUAAAAAGCGACCUGACGGAUCUGAGUACCACCAUCGUCCUCCUCAACCCUAUGAUGAUCCUUAUUAUGACCGGCCAUACAGUCCGUACCAAGAUCGGCGGUACAGUGACCACUACGGUGAUCUGUACGCCAGCCGUCCCUACACUGAUCGCCCUUAUGACCGUCCUUACAGUGACCGCCCUUAUGAAAGUCGUCUCUAUGGUGAACCUCCCUAUGUUGGCCCUCCGUCUGCCAGCCAUCGUUACACUGACCGCUAUGAUGUUUACGAUGAACCCUAUGACGAUCGAUACUAUGACCCAGCAUAUGCAGACCGACCUUACAGUGAUGCAUAUCGCCCUAUAAAACGGAGCCAGUCUCCUGAACCCCAUGGUCCCUCACCGUCUUCACAGUCAGCUUCUUCCAGCCAACCUUCCUUGACACAUGCUGUUGCCACUUCAUCUUCCCAACCUUCCUUCAGACCUCCUUCUCCCACAGAACCACCUCCAAGAAGCCCAUCCCCCAAACUGAAGAACACAACACCACGUCAGUCACCUCCAGCUGAGAAACCACCCCUGGACCGUUUUCUUGACAUGCUUAAUAAAAAGGUAGAUGCUGAAAAGAAGUCAGCACCGAUUCAUCUUCAGGAUGACCUACUGCCUCAUGAGAGGGCACUUCAAGAUGGCGGGGGGUUCUCACGGAUUGUGGGAUUGACUCAAGAGCAACCGAGAAGCAGUCAAGCUAUAAAAGAAGAAAAGGUGCAACAAAGCCCUAAACGGUCCUCAGUAGAGAGAACAAGCGAGGAACCAAAGAUCAAAACAGAACCCUACGACAAGAUACAGAGUCUACUCCGUACAAUUGGCCUGAAGUUGAGUACAGGAGAUGUGUCCAAACUGGCAAGCCGAGCCCAGGAGAAAAUCUACAGCCCAAAGUCCUCAUCCACAGAAAGGGAGACUUUGUCAUCCUCAAGAGAAGAACUGCGAACAAGUAGAACCAGUUCAGUUGAAUCUGAUCAUAUCCAUUCUCCCUCCCCUGUCAGGUCCUCCAGUUUGGAGCCACUCAGCAGACAUAAAGCCUGUCUCAGAGUAUGA
Messenger RNA from Lates calcarifer (barramundi perch), 5317 nucleotides. RefSeq lists its product as uncharacterized. Bases 311 to 5317 code for a protein of 1668 amino acids. Lineage: Eukaryota; Metazoa; Chordata; Actinopteri; Centropomidae. The record is from RefSeq and is a predicted model, not a curated record. The transcript is spliced from 19 exons.